AUGCUCCUUCCUCAGGGUAUAGAACAUGAGGGAGGCCAGAGAGUACUCCAUGUAAGAUCUGGACUACAUCGGCAUCCCGGGAGUCGUAGCAGAGAUUUCUCGCCUGCGGCCGCAGAAGCCACAAAACUCAUAGCCAGAAUUCAGGAUAUAGGUCAUAGAUUCUACCAGCAAUUCUUCGCAAGGACACUUGCUGGACAGCAUUAUUGCACAAGUGGGAGAGGUCGCGUUAAACAACAAACGUUUGAAGAGGCGGUUAGAAUCAUGAUCCAUAUCCUGAAUUCUGGCUAUGAGUUUCCGCUCUGGCAAGAUUUGGGGACUGUUGUCUCCUAUGACACCCUAGAGAUGCCAAUUACCUACUCGGAUUGCCAUCACGCAGGCGAGAAGACUCUGUCUACGGACUCCUGGAUGCGAUGUAGCUCAGUCUUACAUGGGACCCUGCACUAUGAGAUAGGAAUUUCAGCAUUUGAAAGUGGUUUUGGAGAUGUUUAUCUUGCAAAAAGGAGGAUUUUAAAAUGUUUUUUAGACGGUUGGAACAAUGCAAGUGAGAUGAUUGACAAGCUGACUCUGACCUACAACCGCACCCGACAGCUGUGA
Molecule: messenger RNA, 594 nt
Organism: Penaeus monodon (black tiger shrimp)
Lineage: Eukaryota; Metazoa; Arthropoda; Malacostraca; Decapoda; Penaeidae
Product: ATP synthase subunit gamma, mitochondrial-like
Exons: 6
Coding region: 1-594 (197 amino acids)
Source: RefSeq, a predicted model, not a curated record